Helobdella robusta is the source of this 1239-nucleotide messenger RNA. RefSeq lists its product as hypothetical. The annotation marks the transcript as partial. Lineage: Eukaryota; Metazoa; Annelida; Clitellata; Rhynchobdellida; Glossiphoniidae. The transcript is spliced from 11 exons. Gene Ontology annotation, biological process: tRNA methylation. The record is from RefSeq and is a predicted model, not a curated record. Gene Ontology annotation, molecular function: tRNA (uridine) methyltransferase activity; metal ion binding.
AUUAAUGUAGCUGAUUACAAUAGGAAGUAUAAUGAGCUUAAGGAAAAGUACGCAAAAAGUUUGAUAGAUAUAUGGACUGAGAACACAGAUCCACUGAAAUUCAUAUUUGAAGACAUUGGUAUUGCUGCAUAUUUACUGUUAGUUUGGGAGAAGUACGAUAAGAAGGCGAAAGAUGGAGUGGAUGGGCGUCAAUGUUUUGUGGAUGUUGGCUGUGGGAAUGGUUUAUUGGUUUAUAUUCUCAAUUCGGAAGGGUACAGAGGUUACGGGGUUGAUAUAAGGAGCAGAAAGAUUUGGACUCAUUUAAAGCCAAAUGCUGAUUUACGGGUUCAGACGGUUGUGCCAACAGAUAGUAACCUGUUUGAAGAUGCCAGAUGGCUGAUUGGCAAUCACAGUGACGAGUUGACUCCUUGGAUUCCUGUCAUGGCCGCCAGAUCAAAAAAUAAAAAGUGCCAGUAUUUCCUAAUCCCGUGCUGUCCGUGGGAUUUCACUGGAAAGUUCUCCCAAAGUUUCAAAUCUAAGCCUGGGAAAUAUGAAGACUACUUGAAUUUCAUUCAUGAAGUUGGCGAAAUCUGCGGUUUCGAUGUACUAAAAGAUAUCUUGAGAAUUCCAUCAACUAGAAGAACCUGCUUCAUAGGACUCGCCGAACACGACGGUGUUACCAGGAAGAUGAGUAACCAGGAAAGAUUGAUGAAGAUGGAAAGUUACAUCACGUCCAGGAAAAGAGCGUCCAACAACAGUAGCACGGACGCAGAUUUCAAACCGCGCGAUUCCGUCGAAAAAGUCAAAAAUGCCGCAGCGAUCGAUCGUAAAUUGAUUGAACGUAUCUGGAUGACUACUCUGAAUGAAUUGCUGAAGACGAACAAUUACGUGCCUACUGAUGGGACGGAAUCCAAAAAGUGGAAUAGAGGAGGAACUUUGAGUUUGUCGAAAUUAAGUGAGCAGUUCAGCAAAGAUGAGUUGAAUGUUCUAAAAUCGGAAUGCGGUGGUCUUCAAACUGUUCUUAAGAACUGCCCAGACGUUUUUGCAAGUUCAGAUUGGUCGUCUGCAGAGUUUGCUGAAUAUAUAAAAUGGCGGCAAAAUAAAAACUCGACAACAAAUGUCCUAAAAAUUCAAAGAGAUCAGACUCGAAAGACGAAAAUAUGUUUUUAUUACGAACAUCACCCUGAUGGUUGCCCUCUUUCAAAUGCUCAUCAUUGCAGAUUUGCUCACGGUUCUUCUGAUCUUAGUUUAAAUAACUGA